AUGCUCACAGCAGUAACAAAUGCAACGGGACAUUCGGCUGGUGCAAAACUGAGGUGCUUGUACACGAAUGCCCAAAGCCUCAUAUCGAAACUAGACGAGCUAAAACUUUGCCUUGCCGAGCUGUCUCCAGAUGUUUUAGCAGUAACUGAGACCUGGCUGUCCGGGAAUAUUAGCGAUAACGAAGUAGCCUCGCCUGGAUACCAAAUUUAUCGGAGGGACUGGGAACAUCAUCAGGGUGGUGGUAUCGUUGUGUAUGCGAAUGAAGGUCUGGCAGUGUCGGAAAACACCACCAAGUUUGCGUGCAGUACGGAAGCUAUCUGGUUGACCAUCAAGGCUACCGGUUCCCCGUGUCUCGAUGUCCUCACUGUCUACCGACCACCUAGAACAGACCAUAUCGCCGACACUCAACUCUUGGAGCAGUUGGAGAAAUUUUCCAGUCGACCUAACAUCAUGAUCAUGGGCGACUUCAACGCACCAGGAACAAACUGGAAUACCCUCCAAGCGUCAUGUCCAAAAUCGGCAUUCGAUUACCGCCUGUUGAGCAAAACAUUAAAUGCGUGCCUCACACAACAUGUAAUGUUCCCAACGAGAACACGUGAAGGACACAUGGCAAACUGCCUGGAUCUGGUCUUUGUGAAAACACCAAACAGCAUAGACGAGCUCACCUCCAUGUCGUCCCUUGACAGAAGUGACCACGUAGUGCUUAUGUGAAUUAUUCGUUAUUCUCCAUUUCACAUACUCCAGACCACAAAAGACGUAAUGUUUGGCGGGGCGACUUCAAUCAGAUGAGGGCAAACUUAUCCGGUCUCGACUGGGGUUCAUUGUUUACAGUAAAUGCCAACGAUGACUGGGAGCUGUUGAAGAAUGUCCUUCUGCAGCUCAUCAACAACCACUGCCCACUGACUAGUCUAAGACUGAACAAACGCCCUGGGUUGCUAAAUAGCAACCUUAAGAAAGAAAUCAACAGGAAGCACAAUUUGUGGAGAAAAUACUGCGUCACUAGACAAGCUGAAUGCUUCAACACCUACAAGACACAGAGGAACAAACUGAGGAAGCUGAUAAUGCAGACUCGGCGGGAAUUCGAGAAGAACUUGCUACAAAAAGCAACGCAGAACCCAAAAUUGCUCUACAGCUACCUCUGACGAAGUACAAGGAACAGGCAUCAAAUCCCUUUGAUAAAAACUACUGAUGGCGAUGAGAUCGCUGAUAGUAGGGAUAAAGCUGCGUAUUUUUCACGGUUUUUCCAAUCAGUCUACACAAACGAGGCAAGGUUCCUUCCUCCCUCCACAGAAGAACUGCCGACUCCAAGCGUCAGUGAUGUACUCUUCUCAGAAGGCAUUGUCCGAAUAGAAUUAGAGGCAUUGAACGAAUCGAAGUCGCCGGGACAAGACGAGAUUCCAUCCAAGCUUCUGAAGGAGCUUGCCGGUAAGCUCUCUGUGCCUUUGUCGAUGCUCUUUCAAACGUCAUUUGACACUGGAACACUUCCUGUCGAUUGGAAUCUGGCGCAUAUUACUCCGCUACACAAAGGAGGUAACAUGGCAGCGACGACAAAUUACCGGCCCAUAAGCUUGACAUGCAUUCUCUGCAAAGUUAUGGAAAGGAUCAUAAAGAGUGAACUGAUGCAAUUCCUGGAAGUUCACGGCCUGCUAUCGAAAUGCCAACAUGGAUUCCGAAAAGGAAGAUCCUGCACGACAAACCUGCUGCAAUCUCUCCAGUGCUGGACCCAAGCUCUCGACGACAGGCAGGCGGUCCACAUAGCCUUCAUCGACUUCCAGAAGGCUUUCGACACUGUGCCACACCAAAGACUCUUACAUUAGCUGAAAAAAAUAGGGAUCGGUGGCAACUUCCUUAAAUGGAUCGAAAACUUCCUUGUGGGUCGACACCAGGUUGUGUGCGUCGGUCGGGGAAAAUCAGAUCCGGCUAUGGUCGAUAGUGGUGUCCCCCAGGGUUCAGUUCUGGGACCCAUUUUGUUCCUUAUCUACGUGGACGAUGCCGCAAGAGAUUUAGACUGUGAAGUAGCAAUGUUUGCGGAUGACAUGAAGAUAUGGAGUGUAAUUCGGGGUCCUGCCGACGAAGACAGACUGCAGAUGAACCUGAAUCGGUUGGAGGAGUGGUCAAGCCGUUGGCUCCUGCGGUUCAACGUUGCCAAAUGUAGCAUACUUCGCCUAGGCAACACAGCCAGAUCCACCAGCACAAGAGGCUACUUUCUGGGCGGUGCAGCCCUACAAGAGGUCGAAGCCCAAAAGGACCUCGGUGUGCUUACGACGAGUUGCCUAAAACCAUCCGCCCACUGUUCGAGAGUGGCAAAAACCGCAAUGUCCGUACUGUACGUCAUCAAGCGUGCGUUUAUGGACUUUGACGAAGAAGCUUUCUCUAAGACAUUCGGAACAUUCGUCUGGCCGCAUUUAGAGUACGGCAUACAAGCUUGGAGGCCGUGGGCUGUUGAGGAUCAAAACUGCCUCGAAAGAGUCCAGAGGAGAGCCACGAAGAUGGUUAGGGGUCAAAGCUCCUUUCCUUAUGCAACCCGCCUAGUAAAUCUGAACCUCUUUCCUUUUAGUUACAGGCAACUUCGCGGAGAUCUCUUGCAAGCCUUCCGCAUUGUAAAGGGGUUGGAUUGCAGUCUGGCCUUCGAGGACUUUUUUGAAUUUGCUACCACGGCCAAUCUCCGCGGUCACCCGUUAAAACUGCGCAAACAGCAGGCACGGCUGGAUGUGCGGAAGUUCUCCUUCUCGGUUCGGGUGGUCAAACCAUGGAAUGAGCUUCCCGCAGAUGUUGUGAUAUCACUAUCUAUACAAAUUUUUAAGAAGAAUCUGGACAUAUUUAUGUUCCGAAAUGACCAAUAG
This is a messenger RNA of Spirometra erinaceieuropaei, 2843 nucleotides long. The record is from the annotation of a GenBank genome assembly. NCBI's taxonomy places the organism in Eukaryota, Metazoa, Platyhelminthes, Cestoda, Diphyllobothriidea, Diphyllobothriidae.